AUUGAAAUGCAGAACUCAAGCCUCUUUCAUCAGGGCACAGACUUCCUUUUACUCCUUACUUUUGCACUCUCGCCGCCUCCUCCCGGGGAGAAGCCGAGGCACCGGCGACUCGGGGCAGCGACAGGCCUGGCCACUGAAGCGGUGCGAAAAGUUUCUUUCUGGGAGUGCGGAACUGGGGCCCGGUUGGUGUACCGCUCGGAGCAAUGGAGCCAGCCUUUGGGGAGGUGAACCAGCUGGGAGGAGUAUUCGUGAACGGGAGGCCGCUGCCCAACGCCAUCCGGCUUCGCAUCGUGGAACUGGCCCAACUGGGCAUCAGACCGUGUGACAUCAGCCGCCAGCUACGGGUCUCGCACGGCUGCGUCAGCAAGAUUCUAGCGCGCUACAACGAGACAGGCUCGAUCUUGCCAGGAGCCAUCGGGGGCAGCAAGCCCCGGGUCACUACUCCCACCGUGGUGAAGCACAUCCGGACCUACAAGCAGAGGGACCCCGGCAUCUUUGCCUGGGAGAUCCGGGACCGCCUGCUGGCGGACGGCGUAUGUGACAAGUACAAUGUGCCCUCGGUGAGCUCUAUCAGUCGCAUCCUACGCAACAAAAUCGGCAACUUGGCCCAACAGGGCCAUUACGACUCUUACAAGCAGCACCAGCCGGCGCCGCAACCGGCGCUGCCCUAUAACCACAUCUACUCAUACCCCAGCCCCAUCACGGCUGCCGCGGCUAAGGUGCCCACGCCGCCCGGGGUGCCAGCCAUCCCCGGCUCUGUUGCCAUGCCCCGCACCUGGCCCUCCUCCCACUCCGUCACCGACAUCCUGGGCAUUCGCUCCAUCACCGAUCAAGGAGUGAGCGAGAGCUCCCCCUACCACAGCCCCAAGGUGGAGGAGUGGAGCAGCCUGGGCCGCAACAACUUCCCUGCCGCCGGCCCGCACGCGGUGAAUGGGCUGGAGAAGGGAGCCCUGGAGCAAGAAGCCAAGUACGGUCAGGCACCAAAUGGUCUCCCAGCUGUAAGCAGUUUCGUGUCAGCAUCCAGCAUGGCUCCUUACCCUACCCCGGCCCAAGUGUCGCCUUACAUGACCUACAGCGCAGCUCCUUCUGGCUAUGUUGCUGGACAUGGGUGGCAACAUGCCAGUGGGACCCCACUGUCCCCCCACAACUGUGACAUUCCCGCGUCGCUGGCAUUCAAGGGAAUGCAGGCAGCCAGAGAAGGUAGUCACUCUGUCACGGCCUCCGCACUCUGAUGGGAAAUUCUGUCCGCAGCAGCUUCACCCCCGCCCCCUCCUUCCCUGGUCUCGGAUCCCACCCCUCCUGCCCGCCAACCCUCCUGCCUUGAAAGCUGGCUUUAUGGACUCACAUCCUUUGUGCAGAUGACACUUAAAUAUUUCUUGCCAUAACUUCUCUUUCACAGAAAACCUGACAUGACUUUAGGAUUUAAAAACAAAACGAUGUUAAGGAUUGAAUGAGACAUUUGUGUUGCCCACACACUGUUUUAACAUAGCAAAGAAACCUGCACCCCUCAAAGGGCUUAAGGAACUUUUAAAACUAGUCUUUGGUAAAACCACAUGUGUAUAUUUAUUCUAAAUCAACCUGAACUUUUGAAAUGUGCAAUUGUUGAGAUUUUGCAAAAUCAAUAAAGGAAAAUACAUAGAGAAAAAAGUUAUACUACACCCUCUAAUCAAAUAAGAUGACCAAAUAAGCCUUAAUUCAUCAUUAGGACACCAAUCAAUAAUUGACAUGAUGAUCCUUUAUUUUUAAGAGAUGACCUAUUUUGUUGGAAAAUAUAUGUGUAACACACGCGGUAUCUGAAUUUAGCUCCUCCUGGUGUUUUGACAUGGUUCCAAAUACAGCAAUGUUUAUAUUUUCUAUUGGUUUGUAAAUAUGGACUCUGGCUGGUGCAUUUGUGUUUUCAUUCCAUGGGCUAUCCCUUUCUUCCCACCCCUAUCUAUUUUUUUCUUUCUUUUUGCAAGGUGACUUUCUGGCAAUGUCUUUGUCUCUGUUUGGUGGUGGGCGGCUCAGGCUCCGGGACCUGGACUUGCCCCAGAUUUUGUGUGUGCAGUGAAGGCUUCAACAUCUUAUGAAGGACAUCUUCUACAGCAGAGGACUCAAAAAACAUAAAACAAGCCAGCCUCCCAUUUUGUAUCCCAAUCAAACAACACACAUGCCAAGCAUAUAAAGACAAGAGGGUGGAAAAUACCUGAACAAGAAAGCUCUGAAGGAAGUCACUUAGAAACUUAAGUUUAAUGUGAAAUGCUUUGCAAAGACACUUAAAAUGAACUUUAUGUUAAGAAAACCACUGUGAAACUAAAUUGUACUGUUAUUGUUGGCUUACCUGUGUGUUCAGCAAUCUCAGCCCAAAAUUAUGUUGUAACUUAAAGAAAAUGGAAAAUUCUCUAAAUGAAUGUAAAAAUGGCUCGCUGUGAAGUUUACAUUGUUGUACAGAAGCAUGUUUCAUGUAUAGGUAAACUGGUGGUGGUAUUAGAAAUACAAACGCUAUUUAAUUUUUUAAAAAUUCCCUUUAUUCAUUUCUGGGGUUACAGGAGACAGUUUAACUGAUAAAUCUUUCUAGACCAAUUUGUUUUACACUUUAAUGCUAAUCACAGAGCUGUGAGGGUAGCGGGUAGAUAUUUGUGUGAGCAUGUGAUUUUGUGUUGCAUUUUAAAACAUUUGAUUUUCUUGGGCAAAAUUCUACAGCUUUUAAUCUCUUCUGUUUAGAAAGAUUUUCCUCCUUGGCAAUAUAGGCCUGUAAGACAUUGGUACAGUUCACCUAUUGGAAAAUUAAUAUAUUGUAGGGUUUUGGUAUUAAUUCUGUGCAAUAACUCAAAGGGCACAUCACUAGAUAUGGAUGUUACCGACGCGUUCAUUAGAUGAUUUUGAUUUCCUCCUAUCUGUGCUGUGCACAGCCUACAUCGCAAUCAGGUUCCGUCACAUGAGUUUCAUUUAAAAUUCAGAUGGCUAGAUUACCUAGGUUCUCAGAUCACUAGGAUAUAAACAGUAAGCAGAUUUCUGACACACAAGUUAUGUUCGUGGAACUGCUUUUUUCAAGCAGCAGAUAUCUUAUAAAGAGCUUUGAACUGCAUUUAUUUCUAAAGGAACCGAAAUUCAGUGCUACAAACAGAGGAUUAUAACUUCAGGAGAAGAAUAAGCAGAAGGAGCAGAUGAAUUCUCAGGGCCAUAGUCUUCCUUUGAUCUUGUGAAACUCCUAUUGACAUCUGGAGUUCCCAGUCCGGUGAAAAAAUAGACUAUAAAUCGAAUGGAACAAAGAUACCAGUCCAAUAUUUUGGUGGAGACUUUAAAACCGUACGGUACAGGGACUCUCCUGCCUUCCAGAAAAACUGACAUAAGGUACGGAAUUAUUCCUCAACAGAUAUUUUUAGGUGGCUAUUCGGAGUCUUUAAAAAGAGAUCAAUCAUUUGUAAUGGAAACACAACUAAAUGUUAUUUUCUUUAUCUAAAUUAA
Molecule: messenger RNA, 3447 nt
Organism: Manis javanica (Malayan pangolin)
Lineage: Eukaryota; Metazoa; Chordata; Mammalia; Pholidota; Manidae
Gene: PAX9
Product: paired box 9
Biological process (GO): anatomical structure development; regulation of transcription by RNA polymerase II
Molecular function (GO): DNA-binding transcription factor activity, RNA polymerase II-specific; RNA polymerase II cis-regulatory region sequence-specific DNA binding
Source: RefSeq, a predicted model, not a curated record